Molecule: messenger RNA, 1933 nt
Organism: Esox lucius (northern pike)
Lineage: Eukaryota; Metazoa; Chordata; Actinopteri; Esociformes; Esocidae
Product: antigen WC1.1-like
Exons: 8
Coding region: 36-1673 (545 amino acids)
Cellular component (GO): membrane
Source: RefSeq, a predicted model, not a curated record
UGUCCUGUUCAGCAAUCCUCUUUUUCAUUUCCAAUAUGAAGAUCGGAGUGUGGAGAAGUCUCCUCCAUCUGACAAUAGUUUGUCAAAUGGCUUUAUCAUCUUUGGCAGCUGAAGAGAUCAGACUGGUCAAUGGCUCUAGUCGCUGUUCAGGGAGAGUCGAGGUUCUUUACGAGGGCCAGUGGGGAAGAGUGUGUGGUCAGAACUGGGACAUCAAUGACGCCAAUGUGGUUUGUGUCCAGCUGGGAUGUGGGAGGGCUAAAAGUGUCCUAGAUAGUGCCCAAUUAGGACACAGGGGUGGUGGUGGGACUACAUGGCUGGAUAAUGUUGGGUGUCGAGGUAAUGAGAGUUACCUCACAGAAUGUUCACAUGGAGGGUUGAAACACCAAGACUGUUUUCAGGCUAAAGAUGCUAUAGCUGUCUGCUCAGGUAAGAAAACUCCCUGUAGAUUAGUUAAACCAAGCAUCCGACUGGUUAAUGGGACAGACCUCUGCUCUGGGAGGGUGGAGGUCUAUCAAGCUGGCCAGUGGAAAACUGUGUGUGGAGACACAUGGAACCUGCAAUAUGUUAACGUUGUGUGUAGACAGCUGGGUUGUGGAAAAGCGCUGUGGGCCCCAGAGAAGGCCUACUUUGGUCAGGGCAGUGGGCCCAUCUGGCAGCAGGAUGUUGCCUGCUCUGACAGUUUGGUCUUGCAGAAGCCUUCCCUCUCCAUAGACCCGUCCUAUUCUGACAUCUUACAUGGAGAGCAGGUCCAACUCACCUGCAAUCUCCCAACCCUCAUCCCAUGUAAUGCUGUAGAAUUCAUCUUCAACCUGAAUGGAGACUCUGUCAUGAAUGUGACCAUUGGAUCCUCACAGUCCAGAGUUAUGUUAACCCAGUUUAAAAUGGAUGCUUCACAUCAGGGCAGAUACAGCUGUCUCUACAGAACCACCUCUAAUGGCCAGGCCGUCAGCUCCCCUUACAGUAACUCAACUGAAGUGCACCUUCUACAUCCGAAAAUCUCCCUCACUGCUCCAAAUGGAUGGAUGUUCUGGGGAUCUAAGGGGUCAGAGGUCACCAGGGGCCACAGCUUCUCCAUAACCUGCUCCAUUCAGCCACGGUAUCCUGGAGGUCUCUUCCAUCUGGACUUCUCUGGCUCCAACAGGACUGAGACUAAGCAAGCAGUCAACCACUCUGCCUCCUUUCACUUCCCUGUUGCAGGGUAUAAACAUGAGGGGAACUACAGAUGUAGCUAUGAAGUCAACGUUUCCACUUGGGCAUUAGGGUCAGCUAAGAGUAAUCUGACUGUCACCAUGAGAGCAUCCAUGGUCCCCUUCAUUGCCUCUGGAGGGACUGGUGUGCUGAUACUGCUGUCACUGUUUCUGGUUGUCCUCUAUCUAGUCAGGAGGAGGACAAGGGGGAGCAGGAAUCAAUCUGCAGAGACAAAUCAGAGAGAAUGUAUCAAUAACAGAUAUGACAGAGUGGCAGAAGAAGAAAAAGGAGACUAUGCGAAUGUUGAAAAUGUCCUUUACCAGAGUGGCCCUGAGAAAGUGAAUGAUGGUGUUAAAGGAGUUCUACCUGGGUUCAGUGGUACUAUUAACAGCAAUGAUGAUGAAGAUGAUGAUCAUGAUUACAUUAAUGUCUCCACUCAGGAUAGUGCUCAAGACACGAAUAAGUUCAUUUAUGAAAACUGUUAGGAAACGUAAUAGCAGACUGACUGUUUCUUCUGACUCAAUCACAUGGAUUUGGUCCUUUUUAUGAACAACAUUUGCAAACAAUUUUGCCAACAAGUAUUUUGCCAACAAGUAUCUUGUCUCGCCGAUUUUGCAGGUUCAGAGUAUUAUUUGUGCGCACAAAAAAGGAGCGCGUCUGACAUGUCUGUUCAUGAACUCAAAGCAUUCAUUGUGCUCUUGUACAGUGGGGAGAACAAGUAUUUGAUCCAGCAAAAUCGGCAGUG